Molecule: messenger RNA, 1121 nt
Organism: Cucurbita maxima (winter squash)
Lineage: Eukaryota; Viridiplantae; Streptophyta; Magnoliopsida; Cucurbitales; Cucurbitaceae
Product: inositol-phosphate phosphatase-like
Exons: 13
Coding region: 135-941 (268 amino acids)
Biological process (GO): inositol metabolic process; signal transduction; phosphatidylinositol phosphate biosynthetic process
Molecular function (GO): inositol monophosphate 1-phosphatase activity
Source: RefSeq, a predicted model, not a curated record
UCUGGCAUUCACACGUCACAUAUUUGUGUCUUCUAUUUGAUCGAAAAUCGAAAUCACUUGUUCCUAAUCCGAUCAAUUUCUUCUGCUCUUUCUCUCUGAUUCAAGCGAGGUUUAUUCGGAAGAUAGAACAAGCAAUGGCGGAAAAUGUUUCUCUCGAGGAGUUCCUAGGAACUGCAGUCGAUGCCGCUAAGAAAGCCGGAGAGGUAAUUCGUAAGGGAUUCUAUCAGACCAAGCAUAUAGAGCACAAAGGGCAGGUCGACUUGGUCACUGAAACUGACAAGGCUUGUGAAGAUCUCAUAUUUAAUUAUCUCAAGGACCAUUACCCUUCACAUAAGUUCAUUGGGGAAGAAACUACUGCUGCUUUUGGUCAUACUGAGUUAACCGAUGAACCAACAUGGAUUGUCGAUCCUCUUGAUGGAACGACAAACUUUGUUCAUGGGUUCCCUUUUGUGUGUGUUUCUAUUGGUCUGACCAUUGGAAAGGUUCCCACGGUUGGAGUCGUCUACAAUCCAAUUAUUGAUGAGCUUUUUACUGGAAUUCGUGGAAAAGGUGCCUUCCUUAAUGGUAGGCCUAUUAAAGUAUCCUCCCAAGACGAAUUGUUGAAGUCUCUUCUUGUAUCUGAGGUUGGGACCAAACGUGACAAGUCGACUGUAGAUGCUACUACAGACAGAAUUAAUCGUUUGCUUUUGAAGGUGAGAUCAAUUCGGAUGAGUGGUUCCUGUGCGCUGAACCUCUGUGGGGUAGCCUGUGGAAGGAUCGAUUUGUUUUUCGAAACUGGUUUUGGAGGUCCCUGGGAUGUCGCUGCUGGAGCUGUUAUUGUCACCGAAGCUGGUGGGCUCGUGUUUGAUCCAUCUGGCAAUGAUUUUGACAUAACAUCACAGAGGGUAGCAGCUUCCAAUCCUGUUGUGAAAGAUGCAUUUGUGGAGGCUUUGGGGAUGUAAGAAUGUAAUGGCUUUAAUAAAUUCAUGAGUUCUUCAGCUUUCUAUUUGUUGGUCAUUCUUUCUUGUUUUACUCGAGUGUUUUUACAAUACAGUUCAAUUAGAUUACUGUAAUCAUGAGGAUCCACUAAAAGGAGAAAUUAUGCAACGCAACCUUUUUAAUAGAUCAUAAGUUUGAGAAUA